UGUAGACGCUAACGUUUGUGGAAGCGUGACGAAAUAUUUCAUGAAAUAGUGAAAUAGACUAUAUUUAAAUGGGUGAUUCCGAACAGCCCGAGAAAACGGGGGAAUCUGUUCCUGAUGCUGUUUGGCCAGAGAAUGGAGAUCAGUGGAGUGACCGAGGAGAUGAGGAAUCUGGGCUGUUACAGGAGAUGGCAGAAGAGGAUGAAGAGAUUGAUUUCUACAACGAGGAGACGUUUGGCUUAGAUGCCAACGUUGAAGAUCCAGAGGCUGACCCUACAGAUAUUCUUCUGUUGUGUGGUGACGACAGCAGCUCUCCAACACUGCAGUCAUCACCUCCACCACCUCCCAGCUCUCCUACCCCUCAAAGUUCCCCUUCACCCUCCAGAUCCGGACCUACCGUUCAGUCCCAUUUUUCAACAAGCCGGUCUCAGAGAGGAAGAGUCAGUCGUGGGCAGUUAUUUGAUGACCCAGCUGUGGUGAAGACUGUGGAGGGUCGCCCCAGCCUGAAGAGUAUUGAUAGCGCCAUUGUGGAUUGUAGCCUCAGCGCCUACUGGGAGGACCUUAAUUCAAAUACAUGGAUGAUUUCACCUUUGCAGCCCAACAGACCAUCUGCGUCAUCGAUACUUCAGGACCAGGCAAUUGUUGGCGUGAUUGACAGAUCAGCCCAUGGCAGGGUCCCACCCGUUUCUCCAAACUUCAUGUCUCCUCUUCGGCCUUUUUCCACUUGUCGGGGCAGGAGAGGCCAACCUUAUGUUGGGUCCUUCAACCAGAGAUGUCGUUAUGAGGCACCAUUAAGUCCCAUGAUGCCUAGCUCUCCUUUCCGUCCCCAAAGGCUUUUUACACCACAACAACAUUACAACCAGCCAGGAGGUUUCCUUUCACCUUCCCGUCCUCGUAUUUCUACCCCCAUGCCCCUCACUCCCAAACUCAUGCAUCUGCGAUUCGGAACAGACUCUCCCAGGCCUGCUCCGUUCUAUAGCCCAUCCCCUAAUAUUAUGCAGGGCUUUAGACCUCCAGGUCCUGUUGCUCAGUUCCACCCCCAGCACAAACGGCUUUUGAGUCAACGAAUGCAGAGACCACACAGGAAGCCAGUGACCUGGGACCCUUAUUCCCAUUUCAUGUCUGAUAAAGAGAAGGAAUGGAUAAUCAGAUUGCAGAUGAUCCAACUACAAAGUGAAAAUCCGCAUGAUGAUUACUAUUAUCAGGAAUACUAUCAGAGGAUGGAGGCAAAACUAGCUGAGGAGGAGAUGCUGGGCGACCGGUUAAAGAAGGAACCACCUAAACUCACAACCCCAUAUGUUACUAAACCUGAUCUGUACAUCCCAGUUGUGCACAUUGAAGGUUCAUUAGGACAGGUCGCAGUGUCAACAUGUUUCUCUCCAAGACGAGCAAUCGAUGCGGUUCAUGCGCACACACCUGAUGAGGAGCACAAAGACACUAGGCAGCAAAGGUUGGAAGUGUUGAGCACCCUUGAAAAGUUGUUUAUAGUUUUGUUAGAGGUGGAAGAAGCAGAGAAGCGAAAGGCAACUGUAUCCAACAAAGAGGAAGAAAGAAGAUUAAUUCAGAACACACAGAGGAAGGUGGAGCAGAUCUACGGCCGGCUACGCUGCCCUACUUUCUCGGAGUCAGGAGAAGAGUUUCUUUCUUGCCUACUUAUUUCUAAAGGAAAGAAAAUGUUGGCGAGACUCCUUCCCUUUCUGUCUCAUGAUGAUGCUUUAAAUAUUCUCGGCGUUGUGACCAAACACCUGCCGGUGUUAAUGAGCAGAGAUACAGAUGAGGACCUGCCGGUUUUGUAUCCGUCUUUCCGGACUGUGAUAAGUAGACUGACUUUCAGUCAGCUAAUCAGAAUUUUGAAAGAUUUUACUACAUCACUGCCUGACUCGAAAGAUACACGGUUAACACUGGCCUGCCAAAACAAGUUUGGUCUGACCUUGCUGUAUGCUUUGCUAUCACAAGGAGAAAGGCUUUUGUCUUCUGACCUUCCCAUGGAGCCCAGUAUUGGAGAUUUUGAAUCCUGGACAGACACAGUAUUCCAUGUAGCCCGGCAACUAUCCCAGACAACACUUGUCGAACCCCUUCUUCUACCCCCCAACCUGCUAACGCUCUUCUGUAGGUAUUUGGACAAGCGGACCGUUCAUCAACUCAAGAGCAAUAUGGAAUCUGCUACAGGUUAUCUGGCUGUAGCAUCAUAAUGGUGACCACUGACCCCAUGACCUCGCUACAUUGACCUGAAAUGCAGGGCUGGAUCUCUGCACAGAAGACGCCCAAUCAAGCUUUAUCUCUAUUCAUUAUCCUCAAACCUUAUUAUGUUUACUCAUUUUUAACCUGUAUUUAAACAUCAGUCCUUCCGUUAAGGUUUACCUUGCACACUGAGCCCUUUGGACGUUUUUCAUUCAUUAAAUUAGCAAAAAAAUGGCAAAUGUUUAGUUGUAAAUAAUAACCAUAUGAAGCAUUACAAGAAGUGUGUGGAUAAAGCUGAUCACAUUGGAUUUGUGGUCUGCAGGUAUUACAGAGCGGGUUGCUGGGGUUGCACUAAAGGUGUUGGGUUUAAUUUAAAAUUACAGUAUAAAAAAUCUUUGUUAUAAAAGUUUAACUAUGUAUUUAAUGUUUUGGGUGCUAAUUUCAAGUGUAAAUUUGUGAUGGAUAUUUGCAGUAUAUAGUUUCCUUUUGUCAUUUUUUUCCCCAUUUAAAGUAACCCAUGUUAAACCUGUAUUUUCACUGUCUCACAGCACUUGCAAA
This is a messenger RNA of Paramisgurnus dabryanus, 2736 nucleotides long. RefSeq names its product PAT1 homolog 2 (gene patl2). Gene Ontology annotation, cellular component: P-body. The record is from RefSeq and is a predicted model, not a curated record. Gene Ontology annotation, molecular function: RNA binding. Lineage: Eukaryota; Metazoa; Chordata; Actinopteri; Cypriniformes; Cobitidae. Gene Ontology annotation, biological process: P-body assembly; deadenylation-dependent decapping of nuclear-transcribed mRNA.